Zeugodacus cucurbitae (melon fly) is the source of this 3579-nucleotide messenger RNA. Its product is annotated as E3 ubiquitin ligase Rnf121. Gene Ontology annotation, cellular component: endoplasmic reticulum membrane; Golgi membrane. NCBI's taxonomy places the organism in Eukaryota, Metazoa, Arthropoda, Insecta, Diptera, Tephritidae. The transcript has 6 exons. Gene Ontology annotation, molecular function: metal ion binding; ubiquitin protein ligase activity. The coding region runs from base 130 to 1104 and encodes 324 amino acids. The record is from RefSeq and is a predicted model, not a curated record.
GAAUAACAUUAGAAUCGAAUGCGUUUAUCAUUCUGUGACACACUUAAAAUUAGUUUAUAAUAAAAAAGUAUUAUAAAUGUAUACAAAUUAACGUUACAAUAAAUAUUUAAUUUAUUUAUUAGUAGUAGAAUGAGUGUAGGUAAAAUGGACGUAUCAGCGUUGCAUGCACCUGUGGACUUUAAUAAGUCUUUGGAGGAAAUGUCGCCAGAGGAAAGAAUGCGUGCUGAACAUCAAUUGAUGCAUGAAAAGCACAAAGGACAUGAAGCCAUGCAUUCAGAGAUGGUGCUUAUACUAUUCAUAACCCUAAUUGUGGCACAGGUGAUAUUAGUGGAAUGGAAGAAGCGUCAUUACAAAUCCUACUCGGCCAUCACACUGCUUGCAAUGUGGAUUAUACCGCUUGUGAUAUCGAUCUGUUACAAUUUCAUACGGUUUGUUAUCAUAUGGUCAUUGUUUUCGAUGUUAACAGCUUUUGUUAUCAAAAAAGCAAUUAGCAAACCCAUAGAGCGCACAACUCCAAGAUUAGUGUACAAAUGGUUUUUACUAAUAUAUCAGAUUAGUUAUUUUUUGGGUAUUGGUGGCUAUAUUGUGAUGAUGGCUACAUUUGUAGGCUUCAAUUUUAUAUUCAACCAAGGUCCUAACGUUUGGAUGGACGCGGGAUUGAUGCUUGUUUUUUACGGUCUUUAUGUCGGUGUAUUGGGUCGUGACAUAUCAGAAAUUUGUUCUGAAAAAAUGGCUGUACACAUAGGGUAUUACACACCGCAAGGCAUUCCCACACGCCACUUGGAUGACAACGUAUGUGCAAUUUGCGGGAACCAACUGUUGGUUGGUGUGAAAGAGGAGGGUAUCUUUGAAAAUACAUACAAGUUAUCUUGUAAUCACAUAUUUCACGAAUUCUGCAUUCGUGGCUGGUGCAUUGUGGGUAAAAAACAGACAUGUCCUUACUGUAAGGAAAAAGUUGACCUGAAAAAGAUGUUUUGCAAUCCUUGGGAGAGACCGCAUGUACUUUACGGACGUUUAUUAGAUUGGAUUAGAUGGUUGGUCGCUUGGCAACCACUUAUUUUCUUCAUAGUACAAGGCAUUAAUUGGGCACUGGGCUUAGAAUAAAGUUCUGCUAGUCAUUUACUUAGACAAAGGAAAGCACAGCAAAAUAAAUUAAUUAAUACCACAACGAAAUGUUUUUAGUGUAUUGUAGUGUUGAUAAAAAGUAGCGAAAUGAAGUGACGUUAGGUUUACGCAUGUUAACAUCCGUCGAAUUAUAUUCAGUGCUACAGUGCACGUAUAAAAACUAGAGUAAAUUUUCUUAGGGAAAUUCUUCAGUGGAAUAUUUAGUAAAAUAUAGUCUUUUAAUUUUAUAUGUACGUAAAAAACUUAUUUAUUUUUUAUUUACAUUGUACAAUAUGAUAUUGUCCACUUAAUUACUUAAAGAUAAUUCUGCAGUGCAGCACAUAAGGCUUCAAAUAAUUUAUUACAAUCUUUAUAUAUUCAUGUAAGCAUGUUUGUAUGUAUGUUUAGUAUAAUAAUAAAUAUUGAAAUUUCUUACGGCAUUAAGACAUACAUAUGUAUGUAGAUUGAAUAGCAUUUUUUCACGGAUACUCGUUUUGUAGUACAUGCGCAUAACACAUUAAUAGUAAUUGUUAAAAAUAAAAUUAGUCGCUUCCGCUGCCUGACCGGGUUUAACUGUUGCAACUCUUCACUGUCAUUCGAUUUUUCUCGCGUUUUUUCUUUAAAAACAUUUAAAUUUUCCAGUCGUUAGCAUGCAUAUACAUAUAAGACAAAAUAGAUGCAGAAUCGUUAGCAGUCGAAUAAUACAAAAUAUUCAAAGUCAAAUAAAUCAAAAAAUAUAUUUUCGUACUUGUGUUUCGAAAACGUAUUUGUAACUUUGUAAGCACGUUUUUAUUAUUCCGAUCACUUGAGAAACGCAUGUAAGCUUGCAACAACACCGGCGACGCCUAUAAAACACUUAAUAUGAGUACACUAAGGUUCCACAAAAGAAACUAAUAACCAGAAGCACCGAUCAUGCUACGAAUUUGUUCGAACGACAGCCAGAAUGUCAGUGACCAUGGUGCCAUACGUAUCCAGCAGGGCAAGAAGCCUUUAUAAAGUGCAGCGAAACCUUCCUUGUUCACUGUCUGACGCAGACAAUCGAUAGAGCCCUUAUAUAGCAGACCCCUAAAAAUAAAAAUAUUUAGAUAUAAAUAUAAAUACUGAUAGGAGUAAAUGUUCUGCACAACAAAUAAAUAUACAAAUAAUACUGAAACACACAAUUCGAUUUUACAUUGAAAUUUCAAUAAUUUAAACCAGCGCAUACCUGCCCUUAUCAUCUGUCGGCUGAUUCAUAAUACGCGUCUUCACCACAUCUGCCGGUGUGCCCAUAAUAGCAGCUACAAAUCCGGCACAUAUGGAGGAAAGUACAUGCACAGUGUGGCAGUCAGGCAUGUUCAAUUUGAUCAUAAUCAUGCGCUUGAUAGUGUCGUAUGUUGUGAGAUCGCCGAGAUUGACAAGCGCCGCACGCUGUACAUUCGGAAUGCUGCCUUUCCACAGACCCGCUAUACCGCCACGACGCACAAUUUCCUUGAACGCAUGUGCAGCGCCGUGCACACGUGCCGGUUCGCCCAUUAAACGACGUUUGCCCUCCAUUUGGAUUUGUACCUUAACUAGGUCGGCCGGUGAAGCCAACCAUUGUGCAACGGCGCCAGCUGAUACACCACAAAGCGCCGACUUCCAUAGCGGUAAUGUAAUAAUGCCAUUUUCAUCGUUGCCCAAUUUACGGCGCAGAAAGUCGUAACUGCAUAUACGCACACCGCUGCAAAAUACAAAAUCUGAGAUGAGCGGUUGCUAUUUAUGGUAUGACAUUAUAUUUACCUGUAGACGACAUGGCGGUAAAGCGCCGGUGUGACACCUUGCCACAAUUUCAUUGUGCCUUCUUCCCUGACAAUGCCGAUGGCAGUUGCCAACAUACCACGAUACUGCUUGAACCCAUUGAAUCAUCACCAUAGAAUCAGGGAGAGAGAACGAAAGUAAGAGGAGUAGAAUGAGUGCACUACGCCCCAGGCGGCAAUUAGAGGUAACGAACAGACGAAUGAAUAAAACAUGUUCAUACUUAUGGUUCUGGAUGGAUAAUUGAUAAAUGGUAGUAUGGAUAUAAUGGAAUGGACCAAUUAUUAGGAUGCAGGAUGUAAAAAAUUAUAAUAAAUACUAUUUUAUGCAAAUAAUUUGUGGACAUGAUGAAAAUGUGAAAUCAUUUACACACAGCGUAUAUUUAUGUAUGUACAUAAGCAUGUUUGUGAACUUACAUACAUACAUAUUACUUUGAUUAUAGAACAAAACAAAAAUUACUUAACACUUGUGAGAUAAUAAAAACGUAAACAUGCAUGUUGACAAAAAACAGAAAACUGUUGACAAAUUUUUAUAGUCACCUUGGUCUUAACGACUCGGUCGGUUUUUAAGCUGUUACUCGCUGCCUCGCCUUGUAUUUGCAAACGCGUUUUGGUGAGAUCCAGUGGAUAUGUGGCUAGUUCUGCUACGGAAGCAGCUACAACGGACACAACAUAAGUACAAGCAAAUGAAUCUGCAUAAUCA